This is a messenger RNA of Grosmannia clavigera kw1407, 1029 nucleotides long. RefSeq lists its product as uncharacterized. Lineage: Eukaryota; Fungi; Ascomycota; Sordariomycetes; Ophiostomatales; Ophiostomataceae. The transcript is spliced from 4 exons. The coding region runs from base 1 to 1029 and encodes 342 amino acids. The record is from RefSeq and is a predicted model, not a curated record.
AUGGCUCUGCGUACAGUGGCACGCUGGUACAAGAUUCGCACGUUUCCCUCGGAAUUCGAGGACCUGGCCAUGUAUCUUGCGCUGGUCUCGUUCAUAAACACGGUUGCGCUAUACCUGACCACGAUUCCGACAUACUUCAACGUCGAGGCCAUCGUGGCCGGAAAAAUGGCAAUCUACGCUUCGCUUGAAAAAGACCUGGUAGUAAUGCUCAAGGAGUUCUUCGUCGUUCAGUUCUUCUUCUGGCUCACUUUGUGGGCCGUGAAAUGGAGCUUGCUAUUCCUGUUCAGGAUGCUCACAGACAGGCUGCCGAUUUACAAUCGGGUUUGGUGGGUCGUUAUUGUUUUCUCGGUCCUGACCUUUAUUGGGUGUGCCGUCAGCAAUUUUACCGCUUGCUCUUCCAUGCAUGCGUGGUUCGAUGCCCUGGCAUGCCAGACUCCGAGGGAUGCGCGGGCAAAAGCCAUCAGCUUGUGGUUCAGCCUGGGGGCUGAUCUAGCGACAGACCUCUUGAUCAUGCUGAUUCCUGUCCGUGUUCUCUGGACGCUCAAGAUCUCUACGGUGGAGAAGUUCAGUGCUGCCUUUGUGUUCGGUGUGGGCAUCCUGACCAUGAUUACUGCCAUCAUCCGCAGUGUGUCCUUGGUGUCAAGCACAAGUGCAGGCCAAGUCAGCACGACGUGGCUCAUGAUGUGGGCUGCAAUCGAAGGAGCUGUGGCAAUUGUCGUCGGGUGUCUCCCAUCAUUUGCCAUAAUCAUCAAAGGCCGCGUCGCCGCUUCUCGGGCUCACAACGACGGAAGCUCCCCUACCCCUAGAAACAUGACCUUCUUCUCGGCACGCUCGAGGCCCCGUUCUCCUUUUAGCAGCACGCAGCCGUCCGAUUGGCAAACGAACGAUACGGCGAGCGACAAAGGCCUGGUUGGUGGCCGGAUCGUCGUGACGCAACACAGGAAUCAUUCUUGGCAUACCAUUGAAGAACAGCAACGUUGGGGGGAUGGAAUCCGCGAAGCACACGAGUUACAGACGCUUCCGGUAUAA